Arvicola amphibius (Eurasian water vole) is the source of this 609-nucleotide messenger RNA. RefSeq names its product polycomb group RING finger protein 6-like. Gene Ontology annotation, cellular component: PRC1 complex. The transcript has a single exon. Bases 1 to 609 code for a protein of 202 amino acids. Gene Ontology annotation, molecular function: promoter-specific chromatin binding. Gene Ontology annotation, biological process: negative regulation of transcription by RNA polymerase II. The record is from RefSeq and is a predicted model, not a curated record. Lineage: Eukaryota; Metazoa; Chordata; Mammalia; Rodentia; Cricetidae.
AUGCCCUUGCCCAAUUUGUCCCCUGCCGAGCCAGUCAAUGAGAGCAGCCCAGAGGUCCAAGAGGGCAGCCUAGCUGCUGCCACAACAGAGGUUUUGCCUUCUGCAAGCAACAUGGCACCUCCAGAUGGCAAGGAGGGCCAGUCCACUAGUGGGGAUGUGGAGACUCAGAAAUGCCCGGAGUCCCAGUCUCCCAAAGGGGUAAAGGAGAAGGAAGAGGUGGAGUCUGACCAGGAGGAGAACCUCGUUCCUCUCUCGCAGCUGACUCCCUACAUCUCCUGUUACAUUUGCAAAGGCUACUUAAUAGACGCAGCAACCAUCACAGAAUGUCUUCAUAGCUUCUGUAAAAGCUGCAUCGUAAAACAUUUUGAACAUAGCAACAAAUGUCCAAAGUGCAACACUGUAGUGCAUGAGGCCAAACCUCAAAAUAGCCUGAGGUUGGAUCCACAAUUACAAAACAUAGUGUACAAAUUAGUGGAAGGUCUAGAGGAAAAAGAAAAAAAGCAAAGACGUGAAUUCAACAAAGGAAAUUGUCCGGAAACACCCAAACCUGCUGCUGUUCAGCAGCCAGGCCCUUCAAGCGAAGGGAGCACUAAAAAAGUUGUAGAAUAG